UACUAUAAAUAGUUGAACGGUUCGAUUUUUACAAAUACAUUUAUUUAUUUAUUCGAGUAAGGGUACAAAAUGACGUAACACGAAUUCGAAUGACAAUCGGUUGGUAAUAAAAUUGCUAAGUGCUGUAUUUGGGUACUUAUAAGAUAUUCCGAAAGUUUGGCUUAUUAAUUUAACCACUGUGAACUUGAACCUUAUCAGCCACUUUACACUAACGGCAUAAUAAUGAUUAAGGAUUAGGAUUUAGUUAAGUGGAAACCCAAAACCACUCAGUGCUCAGUUGCUCAGUUGCUUGAUGGAACGCGACGUGCUCACACCGAAAACUAGAACUCUACUCUGAUAACGAAGGCCUGAGAAUAACCGCCAAGUUGUUUUGACCUCAUAUAGAGAAAGAUAAGACAUUAUUGGCUUGCAGGUGAACAUGACUGCCAACGGGAAUGGAACUGCUCAGGUUUUGGGAGUAGGCAUCGAAAUCGUGGCGCAACAGAAGCUUCAGCCGGAAUCCAAGAUUUAUGGGCGCGUGCAACAACUACGCGCGUUUUUUAAACAGCAGUUUGGGGAGGAUCCAGAAUUUAUCGUUCGAGUUCCUGGCAGAGUGAACAUCAUAGGUGAGCAUGUAGACUACUGUGGCUAUUCGGUAUUGCCAAUGGCUGUUAGCCAGAGUAUCUUUUUGGCCGUGUCCAAAAAUCCAGAUGACAACCAACUGCAGCUUCGGAAUCUGGAGGAGACCAAGUUCCAGGGCUAUGAUGCAGACCUUAAAACGCUCAAAAUUGAACUACCAAAAAGUGGAGGACCAGCGUGGUACAAUUACUUCCUUUGCGGGAUCAAGGGCAUUCAGGAGAAUCUCGGCAGUCAGUGGAAACCAAUAGGAAUGCGCAUAGCUGUGGACGGCAAUGUGCCCUUGGCUGCAGGGCUUUCCAGUUCGAGUGCCAUGGUCAGCUCUGCUGUCUUGGCCACCGCCCACGUCCAGGGCAAGAAGUUGGAUCGCAGGGAGUUGGCUUCGAUAUCAGCGAAGUGUGAGCAAUAUAUUGGUACUCACAGCGGUGGUAUGGACCAGGCCAUAGCCUACUUGGGAAGAAUAGGCUGCGCGCACCACAUAGAAUUUCAUCCCAAGCUCAAGGGUACUCCGGUGACAUUGCCUGCGGGCAAGUGCUUCGUUGUGGCCAAUAGUUUGGCGCAAAAAAAUAAGGCAGCUUCGUCUGACUACAAUGAACGUGUGGUGGAAUGCCGACUUGCCACUCGAUGGUUGGCCAAACGUAAGGGUCUUAUCAACUGGCAGGACAUUUUACGCUUCAUAGAUCUGGAAGAGGCCUGCCAAAUGGAUAAUGCAACAUUUGAAAAAUUGAUUAAGGAUAACUUGACUAAGUCCAACUACACGAGAGCAGAUAUAUGCAAGGAGCUGGGAAUCACCGAGCAAGAAUUGGAAACCAAGUUUCUCUCGGCUAACACACGGCACAUGGAGCAGUUCAAGCUACGUCAACGUGCGUUGCACGUCAUUCAGGAAUCCGGUCGCGUAGCAAAAUUCCGAAAGAUUUGCGAGGAACUCGCCGCAGGACCAAACAAGGAUGGUGCCAAGCAGCUGGGCGAGCUCAUGAGGCAAUCCCACGAGAGUCUGCGGGAGCUUUACGAAUGCUCCCAUCCAGAUGUAGAGCGUCUUAUAACCAUAUCCAACGAGCAGAAUGUCAGUGCUCGAGUCACAGGAGCUGGGUGGGGUGGUUGCAUAGUAGCAAUGUGCGAUUCCGUUGAAGCGGCUGACGAUUAUAUCAAGGCUUUAAAGCGUGAUUACUAUGCCCAGUUGCCAGCUCAUCUCCUGGAGCGUUAUCAGCCAAACAACUUCAGCGAAGUUGUCUUUGCCACUCUACCAGGAAACGGAGCCGAAUUAUUUAUACAGUAAAAGUUUCUCUAGCAUUUUAAUCCAAUCUGUAUACCAAAAGCAUCUGUCAGUCACUAUAAUCAUUUAUAGAGAAAUCAUUUAAUAUGUAUGUACAAUAUAUUAACAAUUUACAAGCUAAAA
Drosophila eugracilis is the source of this 2011-nucleotide messenger RNA. RefSeq names its product N-acetylgalactosamine kinase (gene Galk). Gene Ontology annotation, biological process: galactose metabolic process; carbohydrate phosphorylation. Gene Ontology annotation, cellular component: cytoplasm; cytosol. Lineage: Eukaryota; Metazoa; Arthropoda; Insecta; Diptera; Drosophilidae. The record is from RefSeq and is a predicted model, not a curated record. The transcript has 6 exons. Gene Ontology annotation, molecular function: ATP binding; galactokinase activity. Bases 419 to 1891 code for a protein of 490 amino acids.